This is a messenger RNA of Rattus norvegicus (Norway rat), 5003 nucleotides long. It is a transcript of the gene Aph1bl2, whose product is annotated as aph-1 homolog B, gamma secretase subunit like 2. Gene Ontology annotation, cellular component: gamma-secretase complex; membrane. The record is from RefSeq and is marked validated. The transcript is spliced from 6 exons. Bases 65 to 838 code for a protein of 257 amino acids. Lineage: Eukaryota; Metazoa; Chordata; Mammalia; Rodentia; Muridae. Gene Ontology annotation, biological process: proteolysis; Notch signaling pathway; protein processing.
UACCCGGGCACCCGCUGCCCACUGGGCACUGCAGGGCCCUCGGGGACUGGCUUCCGCGGGCGUCAUGACGGCUGCGGUGUUCUUUGGUUGCGCCUUCAUCGCCUUCGGGCCCGCGCUCUCCCUUUACGUCUUCACCAUCGCCACUGAUCCUUUGCGAGUCAUCUUCCUCAUCGCCGGUGCCUUCUUCUGGUUGGUGUCUCUGCUGCUUUCGUCUGUUUUCUGGUUCCUAGUGAGAGUCAUCACUGACAACAGAGAUGGACCAGUACAGAAUUACCUGCUCAUCUUUGGAGUGUUGCUCUCUGUCUGUAUCCAAGAGCUGUUCAGGCUUGCAUAUUAUAGGCUGUUAAAAAAAGCCAAUGAGGGUUUGAAAAGCAUAAACCCUGAGGAGACAGCACCCUCGAUGCGACUGUUGGCCUAUGUUUCUGGCUUGGGCUUUGGAAUCAUGAGUGGAGUGUUUUCCUUUGUGAACACCCUGUCUAAUGCCUUGGGGCCAGGCACAGUGGGCAUUCAUGGUGAUUCUCCUCAGUUCUUCCUUAAUUCAGCUUUCAUGACGCUGGUUAUCAUAAUGCUGCACGUGUUCUGGGGCAUCGUGUUUUUUGACGGCUGUGAGAAGAAUAAGUGGUACAUCCUCCUCACAGUUCUCCUGACCCACCUGCUGGUGUCCACCCAGACUUUACUAAGUCCUCACUAUGAAGUGAAUCUGGUGACAGCAUAUAUAAUCAUGGUGCUCAUGGGCAUCUGGGCAUUCUGUGUUGCUGGAGGCAGCCGCCGAAGCCUGAAACUCUGUCUGCUCUGCCAAGACAAGGACUUUCUUCUUUACAACCAGCGCUCCAGAUAACCUCUGACGGUCAGCACCUCCAAACAGCAGCCUGUGUGCCAGAGGAAGGGCAGCUGGCCUCUGUUCUAAAAUGACCCUUUUCUUCUGGAGCUUUGGAGCAGCAGAGCUUCUAGCCUGCAACUGUCCUGUGCUUUCAUGCAGCAGCCUCUGGAAGAGCUGCAGUGUGGCCUGCAGCCUGGCUGCACAUUUGAGGCAUCUGGGGAAACAAAGCCUGAUGCUUCUGGGCCUCCCCUCCAGACUCGAGUAUCCCAGAUGUGCAAUACAGCUGAGUCACUGGGGUCCAAUGGGAAGUUUCAGAGAACCCAAAGGCAGUUCUGUAUUUGUCUCCUAAGCCAACCUCUGCUGAGCAAGUAAAUUUCUGAAAACCUGGGUAGCCCUUGUCUUCUUAUGCACUGACGUCACAGACUAAAGGGCUGUUCUGUCUGUGGAUGGGUUUGCUGUCCUUCACCAGCAUCAUAGGCUGUGCCUUUAAAUGCAGUAACCUACACCGACAUUAUAACUUAGCCACGGUAAGGUCCAUAGAUAACCUGUAGUUUUCUUGCUACUUUUUCCAUUUUAAAUUUUUCUUCCUCAGGUACUAAAUUAUUUAUUUGAGUGUAAAUCCAGGCUCUGAGGAUUGGUUAUAUGCUGAUUUCCUUGGAAGAAAUUGGCAGUGCAAUUUCUAUGCAUUCUAAAAGUUUAUUCAUUAUAUAAUACUAAUAGCAACAUAGCCUCCUCAGUUUAAGCUGCUGUGUGUGCUGUCUGAAGCUGGCCUCGUCAAGGUAAAGCUCACCAUUUUUUAUCUCUGAGAAGCUGGGUAGGGAGAUGAACCAUAUACCUCUGGAAGAUCUUCUCUGGACUUUGUGAGAAUGUAGCUCAACCACAAAGUAGUGUGACAAUGACACUUCUCAUUUCCUCCUGUGACACCAAACAGUGCCAUUGCCCUAAUGGUACGUGGUAAAAUUGGCGAUCGUCAUUAAGCUGUCAGAUUUCAAGCUGGCGUGUAACUUUUCAUCUUCAGGGUUUGUCUGGGUUCUCCUUUCAGCGACACAAACAGCAUUCUCUUUAUAGGACUGUCAGAGGGCUUUGUUAGUCUUCCAGAGCAGUCCUCUGGCUUCCUCUGUAAGAGGAAAUGCUACUGAAUUGUGAGCCUACUGUGGAAACUGUUCCCAGUCCAAGUGUUCUAGGAACUUAGAGUGUGAAGUAGAAAUUUACCUCUACAUGGAAGUGAUGCCUUGGUGAACCCAGCACACAUAUGCACUUCCGUAAGAACCAGGGGCAGCAGAGAGAGGGCUUGACAGUGACACUGAAGAUGAGCGUGACAGCACCAUGGUGACAAGAAGAUGGAUGUGUUUGAAAUGAGGAUGCAGCCAAUGUUUUGAGCUGACUAGAAUUUUUUUUUUUUUUCGGAGCUGGGGACCAAACCCAGGGCCUUGCGCUUCCUAGGCAAGCGCUCUACCGCUGAGCUAAAUCCCCAACCCCCGAGCUGACUAGAAUCUUAACCAGGAACUAAACCUUAAUUAUGAACUCCCACCAUGCUUAAAAUAUGUGAGUGUCUCAGUGUAGAGUUGCAAGAGUAAGAAGCUUCUAGCAAGACUACAGACUUCCCGAGAAGCCACCGUGGUUACCUCCUUAAAGGCUACUUCAGCUCUAAGUCAUGGCAGUGCCUUUGCUGGAGUUCGUAGAUUUGUAGUUUUAUAUAAGAGUUUCCUUGGAGUAGAAAGACAAAGACAUAGAAAGAAAAACAGCAAACUUCACUUUACAGAGCCAAAAACAAGUAGAUGCCCACAGAGCUGGGAUGUGUUUCUUCCUGAACAUGGUAUUUUCUCUUGUUAAACUAAGGAAGAAACACAUAUCAUUGGUUAUUACUGCUGUCUUAUACACCUUGUAUGUAGAUAUUUUGAUAAAAUGUUUGCUUGUCUGAGGUAUGGAGAACCUGAGAAUUUGACUGUUGUUAAACUUGAGCUCUAAGCAAAUAAUCUAAGCAAACCAUGAUAUUACAAAUGAGACAAUUAUAAAAUCUCAAUUAAUAAAAGCUCAGAUGAAUGGCUGGGAAGAUGGUUCACUGGUUUAGCACACAUACUGUUCUUUCAGAGAACUCAAGUUCAGAUCCCAGAACCUCCUUUGAGCAGCUCACCACCACUUCUAAGUACAGCUCCAGGAGCUCCAAGGCAUCUGGCUCUCAACUGCAACUGUAUUCACGUGCCUACACAGACCAGAGCAUGCAUACUCAACAACAAUAGAACCAUCACACAUUGGAAGGGAAUUUGCCUAGAGAAACUUAGUUGAGGAAAUUAUUGAGUAGUCCUUGGUUGCCUAUAGUAGUUCUGAUACUGUGAGUGUCGUUGUAGCUCAGGCAGAACUCUCUCAAUAGCCUGCUUUGCACCUUACCUAGGAAGCCUGAGGGAGGAGGAGUCCUACACAUACACACUGAAAUGCUGCUCUUAUUAAUAAUUGAAAAGGAGUAGCCUGGAUGUUGUAUGCUGUGCUUCGCACAGGUUUUCUGUGAAGAGAGAAAAGUGCACAUAAAAUUGACCUGGAAUCUUGAACAUUGUUUUAGCGCUUGUGUAACAGAUAUUCGUUGGCCAUGUGAAUAUCAGGGACAGAUUCAGUUGCGCUCUUAUAUAAGCCACGUUUAUCUUUAGUUUGUUUGAACCAGUGCUCAUUACUGGAGCUGCGUAAAGCCACCCGUCUGUUCUUUUGCUUGCCUAACUAGCAGUGUAGUAACAGUGACCUCUUCAGAUGAAAUGUGCUCAAAGGAGGUGAGGACAGUGUCUUCAGACUGCACAGAAGAUGCCUUUUGUUCCCAGUAAAUGUAAGUACUGUGAGAGAGGCUUUCUAUACCUAGUUCUUGUUACAUUAGCUUCAGCCCUGUAUCAACACAGGUGUAAACAAUAGAUGUGAGCACUAAACCCUUGCUGGCGAUUGUAGGCAUGUGCCACCAUGCCUAGCUAAAGGAUAUCAUUACGAUUACAAUGUUUAUUUUCUUAGUUUAACAGUAGGCUUUACUUUAGUCUUUUUUAAUGUUUAGAGGAAAUGAGCACGAUCUCUGUGUAUCAUCUAUAACGUUUUUAUAUGUUAAACCUUUAUGACCUUCACUCUGUAGCAGCAGACCUUCCAGACCUGUGUUUUUUCCAAUGGGCAGUAAAAACAUUAUUUAACAUUUCAUUCUUAAUAUCUCACUCAUUUGGAGUAGACCAUCCUUCAGUAUCUGUUACUAUAGUUACUGCCUUGCUUGAAACUUGGCUGUACAUUCUGUUGUUUAUUACUGAUUAGUUAUGAGACUUCCAAAGUGAAGUUCAUUAGCUAAUUUACAAUCCAUGAGGCAUGUCUCAUAUCUCUGUAUUCAGAAUCAAUUUGGCACAAAGAUGUUCUUGAGGCUUCUUAAAGCCAAGUAAAGGGGAAAAAACCCUUAAGGAUUUUGGAGUUUUACUUUGAAAACUCUCUAAAAAAUUGUGAAAGAGUGAACUUACAAAUCCUUACAGAGUAGUAGCUGAAGACAGAGGCAGGCAAAAACAGCAUGAUUUAGCUUCUACUUGGCAGCUUCAAAUAGCUUAGUCUUGUCACUUUCCUCCCCUAGUGAGGAGAUGAGGCAGCUAAGGGGUCAUGUAUGCCCUUUGCCCUCAGACAGGAGGGUCAGAAAACUGGGAGGACCUGUCAUUGGAAUCCAUAUGGUGAGAGUUGGCCCUUCUGAAGUGGGGCCGUUCCAGGUUUCUACUGAUCAUCUUCCUGGAUGACCCAGCCUCUGGACCAAUAGCUCUGAGCUACAGUACAGUAUACUUUCAAUACAGCUGAGGAGGUGCACACUCCUCAUGUGUCAGCCCAGCGUCGGCUACCGCUUCACUGGCCCUUUCUCAAUAAAGUCGUGAGUCUUGCUAGGUGUCACUUACUUGGGGUUUAGUUAGAAUGGAGGUUUCCUGAUGAACAGCCUCAGAUGUGAGAAUCUUCUACUAGAAAAAUAUAAAUAUUUUGUCUUCAUCUUAUCAAAAAUUAGAAUAGAAGAACUGUUCAGCUGACUUAUUGAUCUAGAUUUGAGUAGAACACUUGUAUUCCAUUCAACACACAUUUUAACAUGUCCAAUACUUUAAGGCUCAGUGACUUGUAUAUGAUAUUUGUUAUUUAAGUAUAAAUCAUGUAAAACUAUACUUUAAAAAAGUAUUUGUGUAAAAUAAAAGGUGGAAUGUCA